Messenger RNA from Trametes versicolor FP-101664 SS1, 818 nucleotides. RefSeq lists its product as uncharacterized. Gene Ontology annotation, biological process: maturation of SSU-rRNA from tricistronic rRNA transcript (SSU-rRNA, 5.8S rRNA, LSU-rRNA). Gene Ontology annotation, cellular component: preribosome, small subunit precursor; 90S preribosome; nucleolus. The transcript is spliced from 5 exons. NCBI's taxonomy places the organism in Eukaryota, Fungi, Basidiomycota, Agaricomycetes, Polyporales, Polyporaceae. The record is from RefSeq and is a predicted model, not a curated record. Bases 27 to 656 code for a protein of 209 amino acids.
CCCUAGUGCUUUUUUCUUUAUCCACCAUGCCCAAGGAGAAACGCAGACGCAGCGGCGCCCACGAGCAGUCCGUCAAGCUGCACAAACGGCAGUACGCUGCGCAGGAUAAUGCUGUUGAACAUGUCGACGUCGGGGAGCAGAGUGAACGAGCGGCUCCUGAGAUCUUCGAGGACAUGGCCAUGGAAGACGAGCCGCGGCCCACAAUGAAGAAAAAAGAAAAGCAAGCUCUGAAGCACGAUCUUUUCUUGAAACGUCUGGAGCAAUCUCGCUCUCCAUACUCAAAAUCACACGACCGCCGCCUGAAACGCAAAGCGAAGGAGCAGGUCGCAGGCGGCAUGAGUGAUAUCCAGGCGGCAAUCUUCGCUGUUGAGGACGACAUACCAACCGCAGUGCAGAACACCAUCGCUGCUGAUGAGGAAGAGGCCGACGGGACCGACGAGCCCAAGGCCAAGGCGAAACCCAAAGCUGGGCAGAUCGGCGAAGGCAAGGGCGCCCCGCUGUCAAAAAAUCAACGAAAACGCGCUCUUCAGCUGGAACGCAUGCGCAUCCCCUUGAUUCUGUCCACCCCCGAAUUUGCUGCGAAUCCGUUCCAGACCAUCCGUACGCACGCGAAGAACACGCUGGUGAAACACGAGCCGCCGACCGCCGCAUCUUGAGCCGCUCCGCGUGCAAUCGUCGAUACUCCGAGGCCUCCGGAAGUUGUUGACAGCGUCCGGAGGACUCACACACCUUUCCGAGGACUUCCUUCCGUCACCAGAGCUCUUCAAUAUUGCUGUCACCGGCGACUUUGACUGAGCCCGCGGUGCACACUGACCCCC